This is a messenger RNA of Pygocentrus nattereri (red-bellied piranha), 1539 nucleotides long. RefSeq lists its product as uncharacterized. Bases 218 to 1414 code for a protein of 398 amino acids. Lineage: Eukaryota; Metazoa; Chordata; Actinopteri; Characiformes; Serrasalmidae. The record is from RefSeq and is a predicted model, not a curated record. The transcript is spliced from 7 exons.
AGACCGUCUGGGAAACGUCCGGAGAGACGGAGCUGGUCCUCCGGGCCAGUAGGGGUCAGUAAAAGAACAGCGUUCAACAACAGCGAUAACAAAAAGAUACAAAACCCACCAGGUUUCCGUCGGUGUGCUGGAGCAUCUCUGGAUGUCUUGAGAGAGAAAAAUACAAGGUCUGUGUUCAGUUUCCACUGAAGAGGUACAGAACAACGACGAGAGAAAGAUGUCAGACACUCUCAUCAUCACCUUCCAGUCCCAGCUCUCUAUCGUCAUGGAAACCAUUCUCAAGUCAGCCAUGUUCGAGAUCACCAAGCUGGUGGAGGACAGCUUUGUGGAGGAAGUGGGCCAUGCCAAACAGGAAGUGGAGUUACUUAUGCGAAGACUGCAGUUUUAUGAGAGUAAACUGAAAGAGAGAGAAAGGAGAGUGCGGUGUGUGGACUGUGGUAAAGCCACAGCCAACGACGAGAGGACCACAGAGCCGCCGGCAGAGCUGCUCUCAGGUGCAGAUACGCUGUGUUUCAGUCUUAGCCUGAGGGAGCAGUCUGGGAAAAGGCCUCCAUUAAGUGAAGUGCGGCGGUCUGCAGAGAGCUUGGACUCGUGCGCACCCACGGAGACACACACUCUCACACAGAAGAAGGCAAACACGCUUGAACCAAGCGGGAAACAGGACACCACAGUACAAAUUCCUCAACAUGUUUUACAGAAAUUCCUUCCUAGUGCAGCAGUGACAGGGAUUCAUGAGGAGCACUGUGCCAGUUCAAAACCCAGGGAAAGCCACCCCAAGACACCUGGGAUAGACUUUACUCCCAGUAAAGAAAUAGAUUUGACCCAGUCUAGAUUAACACAGAGUUCUGCAGAGGAAGACGAGGGUGGUGAGCGGGCCUCUUCUCCACCCUGUCCUGCUGUGAAAUCGGAGCAUGAACCUGAUCCAGUUCCUAUUAAAGAAGAGGAGGAGAUGCUGCCGGUGUGGGACUGCACAGAUGACAGCGGUCCUGGGGAAAGCCAUCAGAAUCACAGAGACAUCGGAGGAUCCUGGAAUCGUGAGGAGACACAGCUGCCCCAGAAAGCUCCUCUAAACCCUCCAGCAGAACUGGUCAAAGUGCACCCGAUGAGCAGACAGAGAACGUUCAGCGUGGUGGCGAGAGAGAUACUAACACAGUUUCAGGUUUGGCAGAGGGCAUGCUACAGCAGAAACAUUGAAUGGGGCCCUAUUACAGCGAAGAUCAUUUCUGCGUUACCGUACUUGUCUGGGAGGGAGGCCGAGGUAAUUGUGCGCUGCACUAAGAUGCUACAUAAUCGCAGGGAUUACCUCCGAAGGAGGGCCAAGGAUGCCUUUCUGGAGAGGAAUGCCUUUCCUGUGGCCCAGAGAUAUCUUGUUCAGCUUCAGAGAGGUGACAUUAUUCAACACAUGAACCUGUAAAUAAAGUAUGUUUAUGUGUGACGUUCUACUUUCUGAUUUUGACUCAUAUUUGAGCAUCUACUUGAGCCUACUACUGUGUAACGUUUUUUGUCUAUUAAAAUUUUGUCUUUAUUUAUUAAGCUCAA